Xiphophorus couchianus (Monterrey platyfish) is the source of this 5573-nucleotide messenger RNA. RefSeq names its product protein phosphatase 3, catalytic subunit, alpha isozyme (gene ppp3ca). NCBI's taxonomy places the organism in Eukaryota, Metazoa, Chordata, Actinopteri, Cyprinodontiformes, Poeciliidae. Gene Ontology annotation, biological process: calcineurin-mediated signaling. Gene Ontology annotation, molecular function: calmodulin-dependent protein phosphatase activity. The transcript is spliced from 14 exons. The record is from RefSeq and is a predicted model, not a curated record. Bases 395 to 1963 code for a protein of 522 amino acids.
GGGGGCAACCCCAACUCACCCUCCAUCUGAUGGCAGCAUCAGGCAGUCCCGUGAAACAUUUGCGUGGGAGUUCCCUCCACCGCCAUAUCGGGAUGGUGCGCAUCGCUCUCUUUCUUCCUCUCUCCCUCCCUCUUUCUCUCUCUCUCGCUUUCUCCACACAUCCUCCCCCACAUUAUAACAGCUUAGCGCGGCAGUAGUAGGUCCUGCAGCAUCCAGCAGCCAGCAUCCCUCUGUCCCUGCGUGGGGAGCAGCAGUCCUACCCGGCGCGACACCGUGUGAGUGAUGCCACAGCAUCAUCCGCAUUUCGACGCGAAAUAAUCGAGAGUAAAAUCCCGCAAAGGAGAGCUCGGGGUGAAGGGAAAUUUUGCUUCAGCCUCGAAGACGGCAACUGCCCAUGAAGAUGUCUAACGCUGACACCGUCUUAAACCCCACCGAUCGGGUGGUAAAAUCUGUCCCCUUCCCCUUGAGCCACCGCCUUACAAUGAAGGAAGUGUUCGACUGUGAAGGCAAACCUCGCGUAGAUCUGCUGAAGGCUCACCUGACCAAGGAGGGCCGUGUGGAGGAAGCUGUCGCGCUUCGAAUCAUCAAUGAGGGAGCAGCCAUCCUCCGUCAGGAGAAAACUAUUCUCGACAUUGAGGCACCAGUCACAGUCUGUGGGGACAUCCACGGUCAAUUCUUUGAUCUUAUGAAGUUGUUUGAAGUGGGAGGAUCGCCAGCCACAACACGAUACCUGUUCCUCGGGGACUAUGUUGACCGUGGCUACUUCAGUAUUGAGUGUGUUUUAUACCUUUGGUCGCUGAAAAUCCUCUAUCCAAAGACACUAUUUUUACUUCGUGGAAAUCAUGAAUGUAGACAUUUGACAGAAUAUUUCACCUUCAAACAAGAAUGUAAAAUCAAGUACUCAGAGCAGGUGUAUGACUCAUGUAUGGAUGCAUUUGACUGCCUUCCUUUGGCUGCACUCAUGAACCAGCAGUUUUUGUGUGUCCAUGGAGGACUCUCACCGGAAAUACACACCUUAGAUGACAUUAAAAAGUUGGAUCGGUUCAAAGAGCCGCCAGCGUUUGGGCCCAUGUGUGACCUGCUCUGGUCUGAUCCUCUGGAAGACUUUGGAAAUGAGAAAACCCAGGAAUACUUCAGCCACAACACAGUGCGAGGUUGCUCCUACUUCUACAGUUAUCCAGCUGUAUGUGAGUUCCUACAGAGCAAUAACCUAUUAUCAAUUAUCCGAGCACAUGAAGCACAAGAUGCUGGUUACCGGAUGUACCGUAAAAGUCAGACAACUGGAUUCCCAUCCCUCAUAACCAUCUUCUCUGCGCCAAAUUACCUGGAUGUUUACAACAAUAAAGCUGCUGUACUGAAAUAUGAAAAUAACGUCAUGAACAUUCGACAGUUCAACUGCUCGCCACACCCCUACUGGCUGCCCAACUUCAUGGACGUCUUUACUUGGUCCCUGCCAUUUGUUGGAGAAAAAGUCACUGAAAUGUUGGUGAAUGUGUUAAGCAUCUGCUCUGAUGAUGAACUCAUGAAUGAUGAAGAUGAGAUAUUUGAUGCCAAUGCAGCCGCGGCUCGCAAAGAGGUGAUCAGAAACAAGAUCCGUGCUAUUGGAAAAAUGGCCAAAAUGUUCUCAGUUCUCAGAGAGGAGAGUGAAAAUGUGUUGACGCUUAAGGGCCUGACGCCCACUGGCAUGUUGCCAAGUGGGGUUCUCUCUGGAGGCAGACAGACACUGCAGAGUGCCACCAUUGAAGCCAUUGAAGCCAUCGAGACGCAUGAUGAGGACAGAGAAGCUAUUCGUGGGUUCUCCCCCCAGCACAAGAUCACCAGCUUCGAGGAGGCUAAGGGCUUAGACCGCAUCAAUGAGCGCAUGCCACCUCGCAAGGAUGGGGUGAACCACGUGGGGCACUCCAUGGGCAAGAUGAAUAUGUCGGAGGCAAACGGCACAGAAGACAACAGCAACAUCCAGUAAUGUGUUCUCUGAGCCACGGAAACUGUGCCGCUGUUACAGUCAUGCAGGAAGACUUUGCUUAAUGGGAAAUUCAGGCCUCAGAACACAGAAAUCUAACAGGCCUACCGCUCGAACAUGAAACCUGCAGCAAAUCUAAACACUGGGCGAAAAGGUCAUUUAUUUCAUGACGGCAUGUCAUUGCACUGUUAGGGGGCGGGGGGAGCUGGGGUUCACAGCAAAGGGGCAGGGAUACAGAGAGACCCACAAGCUGCAGCAAAGAAGUGCUUUUGGAAGUUGUGUCCGACUGUAGUUCCCUUUCUCAAUUCGAUUACAGACUGAAUUGUUGGGAGUUAUUUUGCUGCAAGUGCUGACACACGUGUGCUCCUUCAUUGCAGGGCCUGACAGAAGACAUGAGUGCAGUAUCCAUAUCACAUAAUGUUUUAUAAAGUAUUUAUUAUGAAUCACUCACAAAUGCGCAUCAAAAGGAGAAUUAUCUACUUUAUCUUAUUGUUUUUGCUAGUAUUAGGUCACGUCACUUUGGGAGGGACAACACAGAAAGGAAAAAGAGACGCAAAUAUGUAAAUGUAUGUACCUCUUUGAACGCUGCAGCAUGCCAUCUUAUGGGUGAACUUAAAUUUAUUGAUUUACCUUGUUGUAAGAUGCUGCCAACCUGCAGAGAAAAAAAGAAGACGGGGUUCUCAUGUCACGGACAAAUCCACUGCAGACCCAGAUCCACCUUGGAUAUGUCUUAGUAACCUCCGGCAUUGCCUCGUUCCUUCUCUCCUCGACAUCUGCCAUCUUACAGGAUCACAGAACCUGGAGGAAAAGAAGAGAUGAUUUAGAAGACGCAGUCCCACUGUUUGCUGAUGCUACCUCAGCACCCCAGAUUAAACACAGAGAUUUGACUUCAAAAUAUAUCCUUUACUCCUUUUAAUCUCAGUCUUAUGGUUAUUCACUCCUCUUCCAAAAGAGCAUUUUACAUAGGCAUGAGCUGGUUUGAGCUUCUCACACUAUUCACACAAAGAUUUUAAGCAAUAUUGCAUAAUUUAAUCACACUACCCUAAUUUAAAAACUGAAAAAAUAAAAUUGAAUUUAAUUGGUUUAUUUGGCAGGGACACUAAUCUAAAUGUAUCAGAGUUAUCUGAAAGGUUAUUUUUAUUUGUAGUCCUGGUAAGACAGCAAAUGCAACAAAUAUCCCUACUGCUGCUGAAAUAAUAAAUUGUUUAAUAUUUUUUUUAUCACUUUUUUGCUAUAUUUACUUUGAUUCUUAGAUGUAACAGUCUACUUUGUAAGUGCUUAUUGCACAGAAUUAUGUUUUUGAGUAACAGAAGUAUAAAAAGUAAAUGUUAGCUGAUUAGUUAGUAAUGCUGCAGCCUCCUGCUUUACAGUAUGUUGUUAGCAGUGAGAAAACCAUGGUUUUUACUAAAUAUUCCCAAAUUGCCCAACUUGAUAUGUUGUAUACAAAAUGUAGAACCUCUUUCAACCAGCCCAUGAAUGGCGGCUGCAGCAGAUGGGGAUGAGCAGCUUUGAUUACGCUAUUCCCUGAAGAGCCAGAGAAAAGUCUUGCCACUAUGGCACUUUUCCUUCUAUUAAUCUCACUUUAAACUAUCCCACCAGUGUGAUGGAAAAGGUAAUCAGUUUUAAAGUCAUCAUAUUUUGGAUGCAUGACGUAAUUUAAUAGACAUAACCAGCCCAUGCCUAAUUUCACAUCAGAACAGCUUCAUGUUAAAAACCAACUUCACCUUACAAAUUCUUAUAAAAAUCAUAGUUUUUUUCAGGAUAUUAAAGCUUCAUCUCUGCCUAACAAUAACCUUUCUUCCCUUCGGCAUUAACGCAGCUUUCAGAGGAAACAAAAAGUCACGUUGAAUGUUGAAACAUACCUUGGUGUCAAGAUAUUAAUGAACUGCUAUUUCUUUCCUGCUUCUUGCUAAAGAAAUAGCAAUAAUACAAACAGUGACUUCAGUGUCCUGCGAAUUUUUGCAUCUUUUGCUUUUCCAAAACAUUUUUGGAUUUUAUGCUUGCAAAAUGUGACAAGGAAGGAAAUUCUAGACAUAGGUAUUGUUAUGUUUCACUUAAUCAUAAACAGCAUCCGUACUGGUGUUCUUUGGAUUUCACAGCCUUUGAUUAAUCAUAAUGGGAUGAGGGCAAUGGCCACGCUAACAAACUACAGUUGCUUUGGAAAAUCUUUAACCCAGCACUGAUUUAUUCAUGCUCAGGCCCUUCUUUGAAAUGUAGAUUCUGUGGUUGCCGACAUUUUCGACACUUUCUGACCUGGUGUAAAUAUUACAGUAGUUUGUUUGGAAUCCCAUAGCCUGUGUAGACUCAGAUUUUUUCUUUUUCAAAAAUAGAGAAAAAAUGAGAAAAGAUAAUUUUAAAACUAUAUAUCUGAAGUAGUCUAGCAGGACUUUAAAGCAUAGGUUUUUAGCAGAAUGCCCUUUCAUUUUGCAAAGAUGUAUCAUUGAACGAAUAUAGCUAAUCUGUAAUACUUUCUUUAUGAAAAAAGUAUACAACAAGCCAACAUUGAAAAUUGAAUUCUUGUUUUCAACUAUUUGAUCAAACUUUUGGUGGGGGUUCUGAAUAUUUUUUUCAUUUGUUUUUACUCUAGAACAUGAUCAAAACUGGAUGAUUUGAUAUUAAAUAAAAGCUAAAGUCUCACUGUGAGCUAAAUGCAAUUAGUCACUAUCCCCAAACAGUGUGUGAGUCUUUCACAGUCUGGAGUACCUCUAGAGUAGAAAACAUCCUGAGUAAAAUAUCUAAGUCGGAAUGAUAAACAUCUUUGAUACCCACCUCGCAACAAAUUUCUUGAAUUUUUUGUCAUUCAUUAAUGUUUUCCUGGUUUGGAUGCCAUUUUUCUUUUCAGUGAUAAAGGUGUGUGAAGUAAAGAUGGACAAAAAGUGACUUAACACAGCAUCUAUGGUAUGGAACGCAUCAAUGCAUGCAGUUAAGUUCCUAGUUGUUAUGUGAGAUUAUAAUUGUGAUAGAUAGUUGUGUUUCAAAUAGUAAACUUGAAUUCAUUUAUUUUUGGAUUAUAUUUGUAGUAUUGUCUUGUUUUAUAAAUUUUAUAAAUAGGCUUCCUUUGAUUGUUUUUGGUCAUUUUUUUUGUUUCAUUUUGUUAUUUACUACCACUGCUUUUAAUUUUAUAUUGAUUUCUUGUAUGAAGAGAUGCCCUUCUAAGGUGUAAAGCCUUGUGCUAUAUAUACAUUUUUUUCUGUUGUACUAAUGUACAGAAAAAUGUUCAAUAGUGUGAAUGAAUAUAAUCUCAGUGAAAAGCUACUCUUUCAGGCUGCCAAAGCAUGAUAGCAUGGUUUUCUCAAAUGUAAAUGAAUUGGACACACAGACAAAUCAGGUGUCACACAUUUAACAGGAAACAUUGUAUUCUGGUUAUAUUUACUGCUGAUAUUAUUGUUACAAUUUAGCUUACAGUUCUUUUCAUUCCUUGGUUUCUGGUUCUCGUAUAGUCAAAAUGCAUACUUCAACAAAGAGAUAUAAUGGGUUUUAUCUUGCAACAUUUUUUUUUCUCUAUGGAGAUAUGUUUUGGCAUUUGACUUCCUAAAUAACACACACACUGUAAGCAUGCCCUAUGGGACAAAUCACAUUUUUUUACUCUUGAAUAAAAUAUGCAUGAACAAAU